AUGAGUAGUUUUCAUCUUACCUGCGCAUUCAUGGGUCCCCUUGCAAAGAAAAUGAGAUGUUGUGGUUUCGAAGAAGUCCUCAUCGAAUCAGGGAUCUGUGCAAGUGGAUCGAUAGAGCAAGUUUUGACAGGCAAACGUUAUAACCACGCUCUUUGUGUGCACAAGGUUGUCUACGAAGCUUUGGAACGAAUUCUUCUUCUGGGCUACGAGUCGUCGCAUGGUCGUCUUUUUGAUAAGCAAGGGGUUAUAACAUUAGACAAUCUAGCGAAGAACCCGUGCAAAGAUAACCUCUUAGCAUGUUUAGCAAGUGAAAGGUGUAACAAGUCCCUAGACCGUUAUGGUAAAUUCAAAAAAACUGUUCGGCAGGGCGCGCUUGGCAAGACAGCUCAGUUUUGGUUGAGCUACAUGGAAAAGGUAGGCCUAAUUCUAAAGUUCCAUCGAGCGACUAAAGAGAAUUGCCUGACGCUUCACCUAGCAAGCCUCCAAAGAAUGUGCAGCAUGUUUUUCAGCUUUGAUCACCUAAACUAUGCAAGAUACUCUGCAUUCUACUUGUUGAAUAUGUUGAACCUGGAAAAACGCAUCCAGGAGCAGAGGAUCUGUUGAAGAAUAACGGCUUUAGUGUUAACAGAUCAGAUCUUCUAUCAUCUAGAAAUGCCGUUGACAUAACCAUUGAGCAAACAUAGAACCGUCAUGCGAAAUCUCACAGCGGAAUUGUUGGUUUUAGCCGGAACCGUGCUGCCUACUACAGAUGGUGCCGCACUAGACAUGCAAGAGCAAGCUAUCUACAAGCAACCAAAUUAAAGAGAUAGCGAAUAUCGACACUCUGGAGUCUACCUCGCACAAGGAGGUAAGAUGUUCGCAGAUAUUGAAGAGUGAGCAAGACACGUGUUGCGUCAUGGAAGCGAUAAAUAGCUUUAUUAAUCCUUUCACAAUUGAAGAUAGGGACGCGCUGUAUUGUCUGUCAUCCAGUGCUCCCGUGCCCUCGAAUGUGGAGAAUGACAUUCUUAUGUCUGAUGAAAUUGGCAAGAAAGCCCACAAGCAGUUCGUUCUGGACAGGCUUAUAGACAAAACCGUCAGCUUUCACGAGCCAGUGAAAAAGCGAAAUCUAAAAACUGUAGCAAAUCAAGCCAAAACUUCACUAGUCCAAGGAAAGGCAAGAAAGAACAUAGAAAUAACUGCAGAAAGAAACGUUUGGGGCAACUUGUUAUACUGGCACUGCAGCAUGAGCUUAGCCUAG
Molecule: messenger RNA, 1237 nt
Organism: Porites evermanni
Lineage: Eukaryota; Metazoa; Cnidaria; Anthozoa; Scleractinia; Poritidae
Source: the annotation of a GenBank genome assembly